AUGACUUCAACAGCUUCUGAGGUUGACCAAGUAAAAUCCAACAAUAGAACAAGUUUCACAAGCGUGAAAGCACUAACUGAAUCACCACAACUCACUUCCCUCCCACCCUCAUACACCUACACCACCAAUUCAGAUGAUGAGAUAGUGACCGACCCAGAUGAAGAUGACCCAAUUCCUGUCAUUGAUUAUUCUCUCUUGGUUUCUGGAACACCUGAUCAACGGGCCAAAAUCAUCCAGGACUUGAGCAAGGCUUGUGAGGAGUGGGGGUUCUUCAUGCUCAUCAAUUACUUUGUGUCAAAGAGCAUCAUGGAGAAAAUGGUUGAUGAAGUUUUUGCUUUCUUCAAUCUUAGAGAGGAGGAGAAGCAAGAGUUUGCAGGUAAGGAUGUGAUGGACCCUAUAAGGUAUGGCACCAGCUCCAAUGUUUCAAUGGACAAAGUCUUAUUCUGGAGGGAUUUCCUCAAAAUAGUGGUGCAUCCACAGUUUCACUCACCUGACAAACCACCUGGGUUCAGGGAGGCAUUAGCAGAGUACAGUAGAAGAACCUGGAAAGUGGGAAAAGAACUACUAAAAGGAAUAUCAGAAAGCUUGGGAUUGGAAGCCAAUUACAUAGAGGAUACAAUGAACCUAGAUUCUGGUCUCCAAAUGAUAGCUGCAAAUCUGUAUCCACCUUGUCCACAACCCGAGCUUGCAAUGGGAAUACCCCCUCAUUCUGAUCAUGGUCUCUUGAAUCUCCUCAUGCAGAACGGGGUUAGUGGCCUUCAAGUGCUUCAUAAUGGCAAGUGGAUCAAUGUCAGUUCCACUACUAACUGCUUGCUAGUAUUUGUGUCUGACCACCUUGAGGUUGUGAGCAAUGGCAAGUACAAGAGUGUAAUGCAUCGAGCAGUAGUGAGCAACAAAGCUACAAGAAUGUCCUUAGCAAUAGUAAUUGCACCAUCCAUGGAAACUGUGGUGGAGCCAGCAGAAGAGCUUCUAGACAAUCAAAGCAAUCCUGCAGCCUACAUUGGGAUGAAACAUAGAGACUAUAUGCAACUUCAGGGAAGCAACCGGCUUAAUGGGAAGUCUGUGCUAGACAAAGUUAAAAUCUCAAUUUGA
Messenger RNA from Sphenostylis stenocarpa, 1092 nucleotides. The record is from the annotation of a GenBank genome assembly. NCBI's taxonomy places the organism in Eukaryota, Viridiplantae, Streptophyta, Magnoliopsida, Fabales, Fabaceae.